CCUUGGCAGCAGCACGGACGGGCUUGGGAUCGGUCCUUGGCAGAUAGUGACGCAGUGCUCCCCUGCUUUGCAUGUGUGCGGCAGGCAGGUUUCCAAGGAAAACCAAGGGAAGAAAAACUGAUUUGGCAGCGUGGUGCCAGCUGGUGUGCCAGACACAUAGGACCCAGCUCCUGCUCACCACCAGCAGGAUGAAGCCUCCCCAAGGACUUCACUCCAUGGCUUGCUCCCCCAGCGCAGAUUUCCCCUUUCCCAUUCCUCCCUUCCCCACAAGUCUUAUCUACACCUUCCUCUGCUAUUUUGCUCUUGGUCACUACCAGCCCUUGCCUACCUAUCUUGUCUUAUCUGACCCCAGUCUGUCCCUGUCCUGCCCAGCCCUUUCCUGGAAUCAUGGUUGCUCCUCUUUCUGUUUCUGUGCCACUCACCCACACAGAGAUACUAUGUCCUGCCUUCUCUGUGCCUUGGCUCUCCCUGUCUUGGAGCAAUCCUGGAGCUCGUCUCUGCCCCCACCUAAUGAGGCUGCUGACUUUAAUCCCAUGGACCCACCAACAAAAUCACCAGUGUUACCACCAUGCCCUGAUAUGUGGGAGAGCCCUGGGGGGACACAGGUGGCAUCAUGCCAGAGUGGGGCCUGGGGUGGAUCUGUCACAGUCCACUAGUUCUACCUGUCAGGGACAGGGUUGGUGGAGCAGAACCAGAGCUGGAGCACCCAGUUGUCAAGGCACAGACCUGGAGCACCCCGAGGACGGCCGUGCCAGCAUCUACCGCUCCGUCAUCAUCAACACCUCCAAGGAGAUGAUGUGCUUCAGCGACUUCCCCAUCCCUGAGGACUUCCCCAACUACAUGCACAACUCCAAGAUCAUGGAGUACUUCCGCAUGUACGCCCAGCACUUCGACCUGCUCCGCCACAUCCGCUUCAGGACCAGCGUGUGCCGCGUGUCCAAGCGCCCCGACUUCGCCAGCAGCGGGCAGUGGGAGGUGGUGACGGAGAGCGAGGGGAAGCAGGAGGCGGCCGUCUUCGAUGCCGUGCUGGUGUGCAGUGGGCACCACACCAACGCUCAUCUCCCGCUCAGUUCCUUCCCAGGGCUGGAGAAGUUUGAGGGCUCAUACCUGCACAGCCGGGACUACAAGAGUCCUCAGCCCUUUUGGGGAAAACGGGUGGUCGUGGUUGGCAUUGGGAAUUCAGGCAUCGAUAUCGCAGUGGAGCUGAGCCACACAGCCAAGCAGGUUUUCCUCAGCACCAGGCGAGGGUCCUGGGUGCUGCACCGGGUGGCGGACAAUGGGUACCCCUUCGAUAUCAGCUACCUCAGUCGCUUCAUGCAGCUCCUCCAGAACCUGCUGCCUCAAAGUAUCAAGAAUUUCUUCAUGGAGUGGAAGCUGAAUGCUCGUUUUGACCACACCCUCUAUGGCCUAAAGCCCAAGCACGGGAUCCUUGACCAGCACCCCACUGUCAACGAUGACCUGCCCAACCGCAUCAUUUCAGGCAGGGUGCGGGUGAAGCCGAACAUCCAGGAGUUCACAGAGACAUCUGCCAUCUUUGAGGAUGGCACCAGGGAAGACGUCGAUGCCGUAGUUUUUGCCACAGGUUACAGCUUCUCCUUCCCGUUCCUUGAGAGCUGUGUGAAAGUGGUGGAGAACCAGAUUACCCUCUACAAAUUCAUGUUUCCCCCUGAGCUGGAGAAGCCGACGCUGGCUUUCAUCGGCCUCAUCCAGCCCUGGGGAGCCAUCAUGCCCAUCUCAGAGCUCCAGAGUCGCUGGGCCACCCACGUCUUCAAAGGGCUGCAGGGCCUGCCGCCGCCCGCCGACAUGCUGGCCGAAAUCACACAAACCAAGCAGAGAAUGGCUCAGCGGUACGUGCAGAGCCAGCGGCACACCAUCCAGGUGGAUUACAUCCCUUACAUGGAUGAGCUCGCCUGCCAGCUGGGGGUCAAGCCCAACCUGCUCUCCCUGUUCCUCACGGACCCCAAGCUGGCCAUGGAGGUGGCCUUCGGUCCCUGCACGCCGUACCAGUACCGGCUGCGGGGCCCGGGCGCCUGGGCGGGAGCCAGGGCCGCCAUCCUCAGCCAGCGGCAGCGCGUGGUCAGCGCCCUGCAGCCGCGGGCCGCCCGCCGCCCUGCCCGCUCCAGCGCCGUGCCCCGCGUCCUCACCGUGCUCUUCAGCAUCGGCAUGAUUGUGGCCACCCUCCUCUACGUCUCGCUCUCUCCUUAG
Molecule: messenger RNA, 2205 nt
Organism: Pyrgilauda ruficollis (rufous-necked snowfinch)
Lineage: Eukaryota; Metazoa; Chordata; Aves; Passeriformes; Passeridae
Product: flavin-containing monooxygenase 5-like
Exons: 8
Coding region: 388-2205 (605 amino acids)
Molecular function (GO): NADP binding; N,N-dimethylaniline monooxygenase activity; flavin adenine dinucleotide binding
Source: RefSeq, a predicted model, not a curated record